This is a messenger RNA of Sinocyclocheilus grahami, 2438 nucleotides long. It is a transcript of the gene olfm1b, whose product is annotated as olfactomedin 1b. NCBI's taxonomy places the organism in Eukaryota, Metazoa, Chordata, Actinopteri, Cypriniformes, Cyprinidae. Gene Ontology annotation, biological process: signal transduction. Bases 464 to 2053 code for a protein of 529 amino acids. The transcript is spliced from 7 exons. The record is from RefSeq and is a predicted model, not a curated record.
CAAGUGCAACUCCCCGGUGGCGCGUCUCGUGAGCAGUGGGGCGCUUGACGCGUUCACGCGUUCCCUUAUAUUGGAACGCGUGGCGCCGCCUCCUUUCUCAUCCACGGAGAGCAGUCGGUGUGUGCAGUUGUAAUCCAUCCAGAGUAAUUCACUUGCGUGGGGAAGGCGGACCAAUAAGGGCGUGAACGCACACAAAAAAGGCACGGAUAACGGAAAAGACACCAGAAGGGAGCAGCGCGCGGAGACGAGGAUCACAACCGCUCAGUUUUGAUCACUUUAACAACACCGGACUCCAUUCAAUCACUGGCAAUCAAGAUGAGCACCGUGAGACUGUCCGAACCGGGACCGUCAGAGGAGAUGAUGCGGAUGAUGGUGAUGCACGAGGCGCUCACGGGCAGCGAUGCUCGCCGUUACGGUUCCCCGGUGGCUUGUGUAGAAUGAGAGUUUGGGUCAGUGCGCAGAGAUGUCGGUGCCUUUGCUGAAGAUCGGAGUGGUGCUCAGCACCAUGGCAAUGAUCACCAACUGGAUGUCCCAGACACUGCCAUCACUAGUGGGGCUCAACACCACCAAACUGACCGCGGCGCAGGGCGGCUAUCCCGACCGGAGUAUAGGAGUUUUACCUGCUAACCCAGAGGAGUCCUGGCAGGUGUACAGCUCGGCUCAGGACAGCGAGGGCAGGUGUGUGUGUACGGUCGUCGCACCUCAGCAGACCAUGUGCUCAAGAGACGCCCGCACCAAACAACUCCGCCAGCUACUGGAGAAGGUGCAAAACAUGACGCAAUCAAUCCAAGUAUUGGACCAGCGGACCCAGAGGGACCUGCAGUACGUUGUGAAGAUGGAAGAUCAGCUCCGUGGCCUGGAGACCAAAUUCAGACAGGUGGAGGAGAACCACAAACAAAACAUCGCCAAGCAAUACAAGGCCAUAAAGGCAAAAAUGGCGGAGCUGCGUCCGCUGAUUCCCGUACUGGAGGAGUACAAAGCGGACGCGCGGCUGGUUCAGCAGUUUAAGGAGGAAGUGCAGAACUUGACGUCCAGUCUUAGCCUCCUCCAGCAGGAGAUGGGAGCCUACGACUAUGAUGACCUGCACUCUCGCGUGGUUAGUCUCGAGGAGCGGCUACGGGCAUGCAUGCAGAAGCUCGGACAUUGCGGAGAGAAGACAACGACUUUGUCUGAUUUAGCUGCUCACAGACUAAACGUGCGUCACAAAUAUACCGACCCAAGUAUGCGAGUAGAUGCUGGACUUUCUAACAUAACAGCCAAAAAAGUCAUGGCGUGUGGUAAGCUGACCGGCAUUAGUGAUGCAAUCACUAUUAAAACAUCCGGGUCUCGAUUCGGAUCCUGGAUGACGGACCCUCUUGCUCCUGAAGGAGACACUAGGGUGUGGUACAUGGACGGCUAUCAUAACAACCGUUUUGUGCGGGAAUAUAAGUCUAUGGCGGACUUCAUGACGUCCGAUAACUUCACGUCUCACCGCCUGCCGCACCCUUGGUCCGGGACGGGUCAGGUGGUCUACAACGGCUCCAUCUAUUUCAACAAGUUCCAGAGCAACAUGAUCAUCAAGUUUGACUUCAAGACGUCCACCAUAAGUAAAUCUCAGCGUCUGGACAACUCGGGCUACAGUAACACCUACCACUACGCCUGGGGCGGACACUCCGAUAUCGACCUCAUGGUGGAUGAGGGCGGGCUCUGGGCCAUCUACGCCACCAAUCAGAAUGCGGGGAACAUAGUCAUCAGCAAACUCCACCCCCUGACCCUGCAUAUAAUCCAGAGCUGGACGACCAAUCACCCGAGACGCAGCGCCGGGGAGUCGUUUAUGAUUUGCGGGACGCUGUACGUGACCAACGGCUACUCGGGAGGGACGAAAGUCUACUACGCCUACCAGACCAACUCCUCAACGUACGAGUACAUCGAUAUCGUUCUGCAGAACAAGUACUCGCACAUCUCCAUGCUGGACUACAACCCACGAGAUCGAGCGCUGUACGCCUGGAAUAACGGACAUCAAGUCCUGUACAACGUUACGCUUUUCCACGUCAUCCGCUCGGAGCAACUGUAACCUUGGAGGAUUUGGUUGGGAGUAUCUGAAGACAAUCUUUAGGAAUGUUCUUCGACAGAUCGUUACAAAAAAUGCUAUGCUGAAUGAAAACUAAACCUGAACAAUAGACAUGUGAAUGGAAAAUAGAACACAAAAACAUGAACAGACCAAUCAUUUUGAGCCAAAAAAAAUGAAAUUAACAAAGCCACGCCUUUCUUUUUUUACAAAAUGACUUUACUGUCUGAUCAGAUGUUUUCCAGUAGCACUAAAAAUAAAUUUCUCCAUGCUUUUCUGCGCACUGAAAUGUAGGGAACGUUGGGAUUAGUUACGGACUAGUAGCCCACACUCAACCUAAUAAACUGAGCGUGUGCAGGAAAACCGAUGGUGCUUCACUUGGCAAACUAAC